GCCUCCAGCUGUUCUGCCCGGGAUUCCUUCCUCCACCAUAAGAUUCUCAUAGUUACAUAACGUUCUCGUGAUGAUAUUGCGAUGAACACCGGCUAUCCACCACUGACAACAAAUACUCUGAGUUACUGCACGUUCAUACUACCUACCUUCCUGUCACGGCAUGCAUGCACCUGCAUCCCGCUUGCUUGCCAUCGCAUUUGCUCGUUUCGGCGAUUUGCCUGCCCUCGCGCUCGCCCGUUCUCGCAAUCACUCGGCUCGCCCAUCCCCUACCAUCCUCUGGCCCUCACUCACUUGCCCUCAAGCCCGCCCGUUCCCACCAUCUACUCGCCCUUCAAUGCUCUUGCCCGUGCCCAUGUUCAUGCCCUCAUCUGCACACUUGGCUGUGAUCCGCUCGCCGGCUGCGCUUGCACACAGGAUUCGCCCUGCGUGCUCGCCGUCGCCGUGUGUGUUGCAUUGCCGCGCCCCGGAUUGCCGCCGACUCGUCUUUGCGCACCGUCCUCCGCUCGUCCUCGCCCGUCUCUCGGUCAGGCUUGCCCGUUCUUUCCUCACGCGCGCGCGGCCCGACUCAUCGGUCGUCUUUGCAUGCUGGGCAUCCGCCCUGUGCGCUCGCGGUCGCCAUGCGUGAGUCGUCGCCUGCGUGUGCUGGACUACCGUCCCACUCUGUCGCUUGCUCGCCCGCCCUCGCGUCCGUGGCCAUGAAUCCCCCGUCGGCCGUGUUUGCACGCAGGGCAUUCAAGUUAGUCCUGCGUGCUCGCGGUUGACGUCUUCCUUCGCUCAUCCCUACUUUGCUAACGCGCCCGCAGUCCGUUCGUUGGCCCCAUCUGCACGCAGAACACUGUUCUGCUUGUCCGGGUAUGUCUGGUUUGUGUCUGGGUCAUCCGCGCAAACAU
This is a messenger RNA of Rhodofomes roseus, 890 nucleotides long. RefSeq lists its product as uncharacterized. NCBI's taxonomy places the organism in Eukaryota, Fungi, Basidiomycota, Agaricomycetes, Polyporales, Fomitopsidaceae. The transcript is spliced from 2 exons. The record is from RefSeq and is a predicted model, not a curated record. Bases 82 to 699 code for a protein of 205 amino acids.